Messenger RNA from Eimeria necatrix, 1206 nucleotides. RefSeq lists its product as hypothetical. The record is from RefSeq and is a predicted model, not a curated record. Lineage: Eukaryota; Apicomplexa; Conoidasida; Eucoccidiorida; Eimeriidae. The transcript is spliced from 3 exons. The coding region runs from base 1 to 1206 and encodes 401 amino acids. Gene Ontology annotation, cellular component: extracellular region. Gene Ontology annotation, biological process: proteolysis. Gene Ontology annotation, molecular function: protein binding.
AUGUUGUUUAAUUUAGUGACGAAUGGAGGCAAAUCCUGUUUUUCUGAUGGGUGGAUAAUCUCUCCAACUGAAGCUAGCGGCAUUUCACGACAAGAAGAGCAUCCUUCUGCCCUUCUUCGUAGUGAUACUGCGUCCAGCGCAGAAGGCUGCCAGCGCCUUUGCCAGGGAUCCGGAGAACGCUGCGUGCUGUGGGAAUGGGAUGUGCUACAGAAGCACUGCCGAUUAUGGGGGACGGGCAUUACUCUACGCAGAGUAGACAACCUCCCUUUGGGCUUGUCGGCGUACUCGUCUCCUUUUGAUGAAGAUGAGCCUGUUGACACUACAGGUGCUCAAAACAAAGACGACAGAAUGAGGAAGAGGCUUGAGUCGAUGAGGGCUGUUGUGGGGCCAAGUGUUUGUGCAGAGGAAUCAUUCGUACAAUUCCGCGAAGGCAGUGAAGAUGUACUGCGUGCCGCGCAAUGCACGUUCCCGACAGUAAGUUCGUUUCCGUGGUUAGUGAUGGAGAAUUUUGUAGUUGGCACCUCUACUGCGACAAUAAAAGAUGUCGGAUCGUCAUUUUCAUACGAUGGUAGAGUCGACGGGCGCAACAGGUAUGCCGUCAUAUUGAAAUCAGCUGCAAGUACAUUAAAAUACGAGGAGGCGGAUAACUCCAUGACGCAAAUAUACCAUAACGCCCUACCCACAACCGCAAUGUCAGGCGUUCUUGUUGGAGUUGACAGCAAAACCCCUUACUUGAAUGCUACAACGGACAGAGUCGCCUCCAUAAACGAAUGCCAGACGCUGUGUAAAAAUACGAGCGGAUGUCAGUUCUUUACGUUUUACAUCGACGGGCGUUCUGGCACAAACUGCGUUCUCAAAUCUACUGUGCGCCUGAAUGAAGCGUUUAUCCAUCCUGUUGCCGUCACUGGAGACAAAACAAAUACUACUGCUCUAGCAAUGCGCGGUAUGAAAUUUGGAUAUGAAAUGAAGAGCAGCACAAUCGUUGCGCCUUAUAAAGCUUCAUCUUCAGGUUAUACGUACAGUGAGCUCCUCACGAUGAGCUCACGCGUGGAUCAGCUGGCCAAAGAGGCGUGUACUCUGCUUGGAACUAACGGAUACGCAGUUAUAGACUAUAUGAGCCGGACGGCUCAUGCAGUCCCGGCAAGCGAUGCCGUGGAGAGAUACAUGCCCAGUUUCAACUAUAUUGACUGCAGCAAAGUAAACUGA